GCUAAGGGAUGACAACUUCUCACAGGACUCGUUUUCUUCUUCUUCUUCAUAUUAUCUUUUCCUCAUUUCUACCCUUGAAGAUCAGUUCAUCAGCAACAACUGAAGCACAAGCUCUUGUCAAGUGGAAGAACAGCUUAUCAUCUUCCUCUCUUGAUUCAUGGUCUCUCAACAGUGUUACAAGCCUUUGCAGUUGGACCGGAAUUGUCUGCAACAGGGCCGGGACAACAAUUUCCGGGAUAAAUCUCUCCGGUGCUAAUAUUACGGGAACUCUUGACCAACUUGAUUUCACAUCACUCGCAAAUGUCGCAGUUUUCAAUCUCAAUGGCAACAACUUCAGUGGGUUCAUACCAUCCGGCAUUGGCAAUCUCUCCAAGCUCAUUUUCUUGGAUUUAAGCAACAAUUUAUUCGAGGACAUCAUACCAGUGGAUAUUGGGAACUUGAAGGAGCUGCAGUACUUGAGCUUUGUCAAUAACAACCUGAAUGGUACUUUGCCAUAUCAGAUUGGCAAACUUCAAAAGGUACGGCACUUGGACCUUGGUUCAAACUACUUAGAGAAUCCUGAUUGGUCGAAGUUUACAAGCUUCCCUUUGUUAACUCACCUCAGCAUCUCUUACAAUGAACUCACCUUGGGAUUUCCAGAUUUCAUCCCUCGUUGUAAGAACCUGACUUACCUAGACUUGUCCGUUAACCACUUGACUGGACCGAUUCCUGAACCAGUAUUCACCGAUUUAGAUAAGCUUGAGUACCUAAAUCUUACUGGCAACUCAUUUCAAGGGCCAUUGUCACCAUUUACCAAUCUGUCCAAGUUAAAAGUGCUUCGGUUAGCAGAAAACAACUUCUCUGGUUCAAUCCCAGAGGGCAUUAGUUUGUUGCCUGAUCUUUCAAUGCUUGAGUUGCAUAACAAUUCAUUUCAAGGAAAGAUUCCAUCUUCCAUAGGUCAACUGAAAAAUCUUCAAGCACUUGAUCUAAGGAUAAAUCGCCUGAAUUCUACAAUUCCUUCUGAGCUUGGCUUGUGUACUAAUCUCACCUACUUAGCUCUAGCCUUGAAUUCUCUUACUGGUCCCUUGCCUUUGUCGUUGUCCAGUCUGAUCAAGAUAUCUGAUUUGGGAUUGUCUGAUAAUUCUCUUUCUGGUCAAAUCUCCCCUCAUUUCAUAGGUAACUGGACUGGAUUGACUUCGUUGCAGCUUCAGAAUAAUCGUUUCUCUGGGAGAAUUCCCUCAGAAAUUGGACUCCUGCUAAACCUAAAUAUUCUUUUUCUGUACAAUAAUCAGUUCUCAGGCACCAUACCACCAGAAAUUGGAAACUUGCAAAGUUUGACGGUUCUGGAUCUUUCUGGUAACCAGCUUUCUGGUCCAAUACCGCCAAAACUUGGAAACCUCACAAAUCUUCAAAUGUUGCAACUAUUUUCCAACAAUCUGAGUGGAACAAUUCCACCAGAGAUCGGAAAUUUAACUGCGCUUACUUCUCUUAGUCUCAAUGGCAACCAAUUCAAUGGAGACUUGCCUGACGAAAUCUCUAAUCUUAGUAAUCUGCAGACUCUCUCCCUCUUUACAAAUAAGUUUUCCGGUAUCAUUCCCAGGGACUUGGGGAAGAACAGUCCUUUUUUGGCAAAUGUAAGCUUUUCAAAUAACAGCUUUACUGGUCAACUGCCACCAGAAAUAUGUAGUGGUUUUGCUUUGGAGGAAUUCACGGUGAAUGGAAAUUAUUUGACAGGGCCGUUGCCCGGGUGCUUGAAGAACUGCUCCAAAUUAGUCAGAGUGAGGAUGGAAGGAAACAAGUUUUCUGGAAGUGUAUCAGAGACAUUCGGAGUUCAUCCAGCCCUUGAGUUUAUCUCUCUUAGUGGCAGCCAACUUACAGGCCAGCUUUCACCUCAAUGGGGGCAGUGUCAGAACCUUACAAAUCUACAAAUGGAUGGAAACAAGAUAUCUGGUAGGAUUCCAGCUGAGCUAGGGAAUUUGGCACGGUUAGGUGUCCUUAACUUGGGAUCAAAUGAAUUGACUGGUGAAAUUCCAGAAGAGCUCGGGAAUCUAGCCCCGCUUUUCAAUCUCAACUUGAGCAACAAUCAGCUGAGAGGACAGAUCCCUAAAAGCAUUAGCAAAUUGACAAAGCUGCAAUAUCUUGAUUUUUCAAUAAAUAAACUGAAUGGAGGCAUACCGGAAGGCCUUGGCGAUUGCCAGGGCUUAUUGACUUUAGAUUUGAGCGACAACAUGUUAUCAGGUGAUAUACCAUCUGAACUGGCGAACUUGAUGGGAUUACAGUAUCUUUUGGAUCUCAGUAACAACUCGCUAUCAGGAAUGAUUCCGCCAGACUUGGGAAGGCUUACCUCGCUGGAGAUAUUUAAUGUAUCACAUAAUGAUCUCUCAGGUAGAAUUCCAUCAGCAUUGUCUGGCAUGGCUAGUUUACGGGGCAUUGACUUCUCUUACAAUCAGUUGUCUGGUCCAAUUCCCAGUAAUAGCAUUUUCCGGGUAGCUCCAGCUACAGCUUUUAUUGGAAACUCUGGUUUAUGUGGAGAUGCAAAAGGAUUGUCGAGCUGUUCUUCAAAUGAACCAAGGAAUUCAAAGAACAGCAACAAGAAGGUUAUUAUUGGUGCAACUGUUCCGGCUGUAUGUCUCAUUCUUCUAGCAACCAUCAUUGCUGGAUGCUGCAUGUUUCGAGGAAAGGCAAAGCAGCAUGAUGAAGAGGCUAAAAUUUCCAAGGGAUUUGAGAGUUCAGAAUCUCUAAUAUGGGAAAAAGAAGGGAAAUUUACAUUUGGUGAUAUUGCAAAAGCUACAGAAGGCUUCAGUGAGAAAUUUUGCAUUGGAAGAGGAGGAUUUGGAAGCGUAUAUAAAGCAGCCAUACCCAACGGUCAGAUUGUGGCAGUCAAAAAGCUCAACAUGUCAGAUUCCAAUGAUAUUCCAUUGACAAACCGGCGCAGUUUCGAAAAUGAGAUAAAAACUCUGACAGAAGUACGUCACAGAAAUAUCAUCAAGCUUCAUGGAUUUUGCUCAAAGUGGGGAUGCAUGUAUUUGGUAUACGAGUACAUCGAAAGAGGUAGCUUGGGAAAAAUUCUGUACGAUGAUGAGAUGGCAAUUGAUCUGGAUUGGAGUACAAGGGUGAGAAUAGUACAGGGAGUGGCUCAUGCACUUUCUUACUUGCACCAUGAUUGCUCUCCACCUAUUGUCCAUCGAGAUGUAUCAAUAAAUAACAUUCUUCUUGAGUCAGAAUUUGAGCCAAGACUUUCAGAUUUUGGCACAGCAAAACUACUAAAUUCAGAUUCAUCCAACUGGACUACAGUUGCUGGUUCUUAUGGCUAUAUGGCACCAGAGCUUGCGAUGACCAUGCGGGUUACUGAGAAAUGUGACGUUUAUAGCUUUGGAGUGGUUGCGUUGGAAGUUAUGAUGGGAAAGCAUCCAGGAGAACUUGUGUCUUCACUGUCAUCUGCAACAGCCUCGAUUGAUUCCGAUACACUUCUGAAGGACCUCCUUGACCAAAGGCUGCCACCCCCCAGAGGACGAUCAGCCGAGGAAGUGGUGUUUGUGGUCACUUUAGCUUUAGCAUGCACUCGCACAACUCCAGAGACACGGCCAACCAUGCGUUCCGUUGCUCAAGAAUUAGCUGCUCAAACCCAGGCUUACCUCCCGGAACCCCUCGGAAGAAUAACAAUUGGCAAGCUAACCAGUUAUCAGAAAUAGGGAUUUCUAGAAACUAGUAGGCAAGCUUUGUUAGUUUGGUGGGCAGGGUGAAGCAAUAAUGCCCCACGCAUCAUAGUUGAUGGUAGCUAAUAACUGCAAGAUAUGUACAGCCGCAAAAUUUUCUACCCAAGAAUGAAUGCCGUAUUCCAAUUUUGAU
Coffea eugenioides is the source of this 3828-nucleotide messenger RNA. RefSeq names its product MDIS1-interacting receptor like kinase 2-like. The record is from RefSeq and is a predicted model, not a curated record. Gene Ontology annotation, biological process: protein phosphorylation. The transcript has 2 exons. NCBI's taxonomy places the organism in Eukaryota, Viridiplantae, Streptophyta, Magnoliopsida, Gentianales, Rubiaceae. Gene Ontology annotation, molecular function: ATP binding; protein binding; protein kinase activity. Bases 9 to 3671 code for a protein of 1220 amino acids.